Molecule: messenger RNA, 1522 nt
Organism: Drosophila navojoa
Lineage: Eukaryota; Metazoa; Arthropoda; Insecta; Diptera; Drosophilidae
Gene: Cpr49Ae
Product: Cuticular protein 49Ae
Cellular component (GO): chitin-based extracellular matrix
Molecular function (GO): structural constituent of chitin-based larval cuticle
Source: RefSeq, a predicted model, not a curated record
CAUUAAAAAAUCUUUUGUUCAAUUAACAACAAGUGUGAAGUGUGGUGUGCCGAUCGCUGAAAAGGAUAAGCCCAACUUUGGAUUACAUUACCGAAUCACAUAAAACAACAUGAAGAACUUUGCCCUUUGCCUGUCCGCUGCUGCGCUGCUCUGCCUGGUGAAUGCAGCCCCAAAGCCCCAGGGUGGCGAGCCCAUUGCGAUCAUUAGCCAAGAGUCCAAUAUCGAGCCGGAUGGUGCCUACAAUUAUGCCUACGAAACGGCUAAUGGAAUCAAGGCCGAGGAAACUGGAACUGUAAAGAAGGCCACAUCGCCGGACUCCACGGAUGUGAUCAUUGUCAAGGGCUCCGUGUCCUACACCUCACCCGAGGGCGAGCUGAUCACUCUCAACUAUGCGGCCGAUGAUGAGAAUGGUUUCCAGCCACAGGGCGCGCAUUUGCCCACUCCUCCACCAAUCCCACCAGCGAUCCAGAAGGCGCUCGACUAUCUGCUCAGCCUGCCCCCAGCACAGCGUCGUCAUCAAGUUGAUUUUAUCACGAACGAGUCGAAUGUGGAAUACAAUGGCAAAUUCUACUACCAAUACGAGCUGCUCGACGGCUCAAAAGCUAUACAAAACGGCGAAUUGAAAAAGAUCGGAGAGGAUCAGUACGGCGAAGCGGUCAAAGGAUAUUUCUCGUUCCCUGGCGACGAUGGCCAGGAAUACUCCAUAAGUUAUACAGCCGACGAGAAUGGCUAUCGGCCAGUUGGCGAUCAUUUGCCCACACCGCCACCCACGCCCGAGUCGGUGCUGAAAACCCUCAAAUACCUAGCCGAGCAUCCCUACCAGCCCAGCGAGAAACAGCCCCCUACAGACAAUUCUAAGCUCAACAGAAUGUACAAAUUCGUGACUGUCUUGUGCUCGGCUCUGCUGCUGACCUAUGUCUUGGCCCGUCCGCAGGAUGCGCGCGCCGCUAGCUCGAUCACAACAACCACCACACAGGCCAGCAUCAUCCAGCAGGAAAAUGUGAACAAUGCCGAUGGCAGCUUCAACAGCAGUUACGAGACAUCGAAUGGCAUCCGAGUGGAGAACGUUGGCUACCUGAAGAGGAUCAUCAUACCCAAGACGGAGACCAGCGACGGCCAGGUAAUCGAUGAGCACGAGGAGCUCGUCCUGGUCCAGACCGGCAGCUACAGCUACAGCGAUCCCGAGGGCAACAUCAUCACGCUGCGCUAUGUGGCCGAUGAGAACGGCUUCCAGCCCGAGGGCGAUCAUCUGCCCGUUGCGCCGCAAUAGUUGCGUUUGUGUAAUUAAGAAGUUAGCGUUAAGUAUGUAUGCAUAUCUUAUAUGAAGUAUAAAGUAUUACGUACUGGAUAUAGCACAGCACAGCCCGAUGCCAUACGAUCUGUCUGCAACAAUUCAGUUCUUAUGUCACUUAUGGCACUGACAUUCACACUCACACUCACACACACCCACACCGACACACACCUGAAUACCCGAAUAAAAGACCACAGCGAAGAAGUAAUAAAUAAAUGAAUAAAUAUUGAA